Molecule: messenger RNA, 237 nt
Organism: Gongylonema pulchrum
Lineage: Eukaryota; Metazoa; Nematoda; Chromadorea; Rhabditida; Gongylonematidae
Source: the annotation of a GenBank genome assembly
GCGUAUCAUUUUGAUCGGGAUGACGUGGGACUCGGAAAUGUUUCGAAAUGGUUGAAGAAGCAGAGCGACGAUGAACGAGAGCAUGCCAUGGGUCUCAUGAAAUUCCAGAACACUCGGGGUGGCAGAAUUGUUUUGCGGGAUAUCAAGUCAUUUCUUGAGGAAAUCUCCACCUUUUCCUCAUUUGCCUUCCUUCAGUAUAGCUGGGGAUGCUUAACUGUUAUGAUCAGGCCUACAUAG